This is a messenger RNA of Brienomyrus brachyistius, 1696 nucleotides long. RefSeq lists its product as uncharacterized. The transcript is spliced from 2 exons. NCBI's taxonomy places the organism in Eukaryota, Metazoa, Chordata, Actinopteri, Osteoglossiformes, Mormyridae. The annotation marks the transcript as partial. The record is from RefSeq and is a predicted model, not a curated record.
AUGGAGGCACCGGUCCGUGAUGCUGACAUUCCGGCCGCAGGGUCCAUCUGCAGUUUGGCACGGCCCAGCUGAAGGGCUGUCUGUGUGGUGCAGUACAGGGUGCACUGAGAGCACCACACACCCACAUACUGCAUUCAUCUGCUUACACUCCCCUGUCACACUUAAUUCUCACUCCGCACCGGUAAGUCAAGGCCCCGCUGACAGCCAGGGAGUUCCCAGAUUGCGGCAUCGCUUCACAUUUCCUGCAUGAUCUAAACACAUUAUGGGUUUUUCCUGAACUGUCCCUUUUCAAAAUUGCUCCCUGGCAUCUGAAUGAGGUUUAAUGUUCAGGUGGUGCAACACACUCUAAUGCAGGAUGUUUCAGGCGGUACAGCCCAUAGGGGAGUGUUAUAGGAGCACAUGAUCAAUAUGCACCUUAGAUGGAAUGCCAGUCCAUCACAGGGUGCAUGCAAUCACAAACUAAGGACCUUUGAAGGACACUGCUUAAUGUAAUCAAACGCCUCUACACCGGGGGAGGAAAUCUAAUAAUCUUAUAAACAUGGGAGAACAUGCAAACUCAACAUGCAAGGCUAUGGGGCAAACACGCAAACUCAACAUGCAAGGCUAUGGGGCAAACACGCAAACUCAACAUGCAAGGCUAUGGGGCAAACACGCAAACUCAACAUACAAGGUUAUGGGGCAAACACGCAAACUCAACAUGCAAGGCUAUGGUGCAAAGACGCGAACUCAACAUGCAAGGCUAUGGUGCAAAGACGCGAACUCAACAUGCAAGGCUAUGGGGCAAACACGCGAACUCAACAUGCAAGGCUAUGGGGCAAACACACGAGCUCAACAUGCAAGGCUAUGGUGCAAACACGCGAACUCAACAUGCAAGGCUAUGGUGCAAACACGCAAACUCAACAUGCAAGGCUAUGGUGCAAACACGCAAACUCAACAUGCAAGGCUAUGGUGCAAACACGCGAACUCAACAUGCAAGGCUAUGGUGCAAACACGCAAGCUCAACAUGCAAGGCUAUGGUGCAAACACGCAAACUCAACAUGCAAGGUUAUGGGGCAAACACGCAAACUCAACAUGCAAGGCUAUGGGGCAAACACGCGAACUCAACAUGCAAGGCUAUGGGGCAAACACGCGAACUCAACAUGCAAGGCUAUGGUGCAAACACGCAAGCUCAACAUGCAAGGCUAUGGUGCAAACACGCAAACUCAACAUGCAAGGUUAUGGGGCAAACACGCAAACUCAACAUGCAAGGCUAUGGGGCAAACACGCGAACUCAACAUGCAAGGCUAUGGGGCAAACACGCAAACUCAACAUGCAAGGCUAUGGGGCAAACACACAAACUCAACAUGCAAGGCUAUGGGGCAAACACGCGAACUCAACAUGCAAGGCUGUGGGGCAAACACGCGAACUCAACAUACAAGGUUGUGGGGCAAACACGCGAACUCAACAUGCAAGGUUAUGGGGCAAACACGCAAACUCAACAUGCAAGGCUAUGGGGCAAACACGCGAACUCAACAUGCAAGGCUAUGGGGCAAACACGCGAACUCAACAUGCAAGGCUAUGGGGCAAACACGCAAACACAACAUGCAAGGCUAUGGGGCAAACACGCGAACUCAACAUGCAAGGCUAUGGGGCAAACACGCGAACUCAACAUGCAAGGCUAUGGGGCAAACACGCGAACUCAACAUGCAAGGCUAUG